AUGUCCGAUGAAGAAGAAAAGGAACGAAAUGGUCGUUCUGAUUUUGGUGUCGGCAACAGAGGUCGUAUUUAUCGAAGACGAAAUUUAAGUGAUGGACGCCGUUUCGGCAAGCAGGAUGACGGAGAUCAGCGGGAAAGGCGACGACAUGUCGAUUUGGAAGAAGAUGAUAUUUCAAGCAAACGAAAACGACAUGGUCCAGAUGCGGUUAAAGAUGAAAUUAUGUACAAGUUAACAGAAUUGCUCACACAUGUUGGUGAGAAGAGCAAUUCAUCGUUAGAAUCAAAUCUGGAAAGCCUGGCGCAUGUUUUGGAAACUGAUUUGGACACAUACAAAGAACACAUCAUUGAAAUCCUCGUGACCUGUAUAUGCAGUAUGCCGGAUAAAUUAACGGUUUAUUCUACUUUGGUUGGGCUGCUAAAUGCGAAGAAAUACAAUUUCGGUGCGGAGCUUUUGGACAAACUGCUUACAAGAUUGAAUGAAUUGAUGAAAGCGAACGAUUUUGACCACGCUUUAUAUAUUGUGAUAUUUUUUUCUGAUUUGGUCAACUGCAGGGUAAUCACAUUGGAUUCGUUUGUAGAUUUCCUUAGAGAUCUCGUAAGUAGUGGUUCCCAAACAGGGAUGCCGCAGAUAAGGCGUGAUUGGUUUAUCUAUGUAUUUCUACAUUGUCUUCCUUGGGUUGGCCAAGAACUUGCCGAAAAGAAUCAAGAACAGUUAAAUGCCAUGUUGAACGUUGUUGAAAAUUAUCUGCAUUCUCGAAAUAAGGAGCAUGUGAAGAUCCUACAAGUUUGGACGAAGUCCAUUCAUGAACAAGAAGAAUAUUUGGAUUGUUUAUGGGCACAAAUCUUGAAAUUGCAGUCCGACAGAUGGAGGGAAAAGUUUAUCAGCCGUCAUUAUGUUUCUUUUGACGGAACAUUAGCGGAUGCGCUACAGCAUAGUUUGCCAAGCUUUGAGCCGCCACCCCAUACUCCAAAUAGUAUCUAUCCUCUUCCGAAUGUGGUAUUCCGCUUUUUUGAUUACGCCGAUUGUCCAGAUGAUGGACCGCUUCUUCCUGGUGCACAUUCUAUAGAACGUUUCUUGGUUGAAGAGGAAUUACGGUGGAUCUUGGAUCAGGAAAAAACAAAUAGAAAAAAAUGUGCAUCAAGAUUAUUGGAAUACGAUAAACGCACACUGGUACCAAUAAACUAUGUUAUAUUGGAAGUGAUUUUUUCGCAAUUAUUUCAUUUACCCGAGGCACCUACUCGGCCAAUAUUUUAUGGAAGUUUAUUGAUUGAAUUAUGCAAAACUAAAAGUAUGCCUCAGGUAAUAGCACAGGCUGCCGAAAUAUUUUACCAAAGGAUAGAUUCGAUGCAAGUUGCUUGUAUUGAUAGAUUAAUUGAUUGGUUCAGCUAUCACAUGUCAAAUUUUGAGUACCGAUGGUCAUGGUCGGAUUGGAGUGACUGCGUUGAAUUAGACCGUCUUGCUCCGAAGCAUAUGUUCGUACGGGAGGUACUGGAUAAGUGUAUGCGGCUUUCAUAUCACCAAAGAUUAGCAGAAUUUUUACCCGUUGCAUUUGCAAAAAUGAUACCGCAGAAGCCUGUCAUAUCCUACGAUCUCAAUGAUGACGAACAUCCAGACCGCGACUUUGCUAUGGUUCUGGAAAAAGCCUUCCGUGAAAAGAUAUCAGCCGAUGAGAUGACUGAUUUACUACGUAGCAAAACUGGAAAUCGAAUGGAUAUAAACUCUAGAUUGUCCGUUUUUUUCAAAGUAUUGCUUUAUUUGGCUCGGAAAACUUUCAGUCAUAAUUUUGCUGCAUUAACGAGAUAUUAUUCAACUCUGAAAGAAUUUAUUGGUGGUAGGGAGGAUGCGCAGUUAACUAUUUUGAGGACACUUUAUGAAACUUGGAAGCUCCAUGGACAGAUGAUAAUAGUACUGGUGAUAAAAUUAUUGAAAAUGUCACUGGUUGACGCCAGUGCUGUUGUGGCUUGGUUGUUCAGUGAUGAAAUGAAACCUGAGUUUGAACGAAUAUGGAUUUGGGAAGUCCUGGACAGAGCCCUUGAACAUGUCAGUGGGCAUGUUCAUCGAAGCAGACAAGCAAUAGAGUACUCAAAACUGGAAAAAGAGCAGAAAGAGUCGGAUCACGAAAAGGAUGAUUUUGAUAUGGAAACAGAUGAACAUGAUAUGGCUGAUCCUAAUACAUUUGUAAAAGAAAGCGAAUUUGCUGAUUUACAUGAGUGUUUGAAAAACUUGCUUCUUGACGUACUCCAUAAGUUUACCGUCACUUUAGCGGAACACAUCGUCAAUAGCGAAAGCAGUGGGAGUGAUUUCCAGAAUAACUGGUACCUGUAUAUCACUGGACGUUUCAAGAAUGUAUUUCUAAAGCAUUGGAGGGACCUAUUUGAAUUUCGGGAGGCACUCGAGAAAGAGCUUUUUAAGGAAUUCGCUAUUGACAACAAUGUGAUGGAAAAUUAUAAUCAAUUCAAAGCCCUUAUGGCGUAA
Messenger RNA from Cercopithifilaria johnstoni, 2475 nucleotides. The record is from the annotation of a GenBank genome assembly. Lineage: Eukaryota; Metazoa; Nematoda; Chromadorea; Rhabditida; Onchocercidae.